AUGCCCAUGGUGGCUCUAGGCGAUGAGGAGGAGGAGCAGCGUGUGUUCGUCAACAACCAGAACACACGCACCGCGACUGUCACAAUCCCAACAUCGCCGAUGCGUCGCUCGCAGGUCCGCGCGAAGGGGGGUGCGUACGCGGAGCUGAAGCGUGGUGCCCAGCGGGCGAACACCGGCGACGGAUGUAACGUCAAGGUCGCUACAAAGUCGAGCAUAAAGGGAUCUGGAGGAAUUCGGCGGAGCGAGGUGCACCCGCAGCUAGAGGACGUCUACCAACGCGUCAUGCGGCGCUUGCAGGCGCAGGCGAAUUAUGAAGAAAUCGGCUUGCCCUCGCUGGCGGUGCAGUUUGGCAUCGUUGAUGCGUCCCCGGAUGAGAGAAGCCGGGACAGGAACGAAUGGGAUAUGGAGGACAACCGCACUUCGGAGAGGUCAGCAUCUUCAGGGGCCACUGUGGCGAGGGGCGGCAGUGCAAAGCGGCGGGGCCCGCAGCUCCCUCGAGUGGUGCACUCCACAAAGGCUGAACAUGACGACGACACGUUAUUCUUGUCGCAGCAGCCAUGUCCCAAGACACUUCGGCUGGUGCUUGAGCAAGUGACCGCCACUGUGGCAGAGAAGCUGCGCAUUGCUGACACGGGCUCACUCAAGAACUGUCUUCGCUUUGUGUUUGAAAGCCGCACCCUUCUGGACCGCCUCUUAAAAGAGAUUCCAACAUACUCGCAUUUUCAAGGCGAGGGUGAGCGGCUGCCGACGGCCAUGCAGCUGCAGGAGUUGUACCAGGAAUUCCGGCGGCAGCCGGUGGUGCUGCCGUCCGCUACUUACGCGCGGGACACCGCCAACGGGCGUGUCGUGGCGUGUGUCGGUGAUGAGAGAAACGGGCCCCCUAAUGCCGCAGAGCUGGCGGGUGGCGCAGAGGGAUCGCAGCCGCCGCUGCCGCUACCCGCCGUAUUACAGCAGCAGCAGCAGCAAGUACCGAAGGCUCAGGUCUCCAUUCAAGGCGCCUCUGGGCAAGCUCAAGGCCCCUUCGCCCCUUUAGAGACAACGUCGCGGUUCGGCAUUCCCGAGCCUCCGAAGAGUGUGGCACUCCCAGGCGGCAUUGCGGUCCCAAUUCCGGCGACAUACGCGAAAAGCACCCGAUCGCGGCAAGGCGGCGGUGGCAAGCCCCAUCAGGCGGGCAGCAGUGUUGCCACGUCCUUCCACGUAUCCCCUGCUUCAACCGAAGCGUCUUUUCGUUCCCGCGCAGAUGGACGUGGCCCCUCACACGACAAAAUCGCCGAAACUGCACGAUUGGAUGACGCUGCAUCAAUGGGUGGUGGUGCGGCGUCGCUGCAGGCAACCCAUCGGGCAGCAAGCGAGAGGUGCUGUCGCGCCACACAGGAGGUAGCCGUUGGCGUCCUCACAGAGAUUAAUAAUGCGACAGUGGUGAGUCGUGACGAGCACAAUGCCUUGCGGGCGUACGCAGAAAAGCUCGAGGUGGAGAUUGAGGAGCGCAAGCAGGAGGCACGUGAGUUGGUGGAGCAGCUGGAGGAGGAGCGGGCGUACACCUCGCAGAAGCGGAAGGUUGUGCAGUACCUGCGUCAAACACUAUACAAGGAGUGCAGCGUUCUCCGCUCGCAGCUCUCUGCGGCGCAGCAGAAGCAGAUACAGUAUCAGAGCGUCAUAAAGGAGCAGCAGCAGACCCUCUCACAUGCCGCAUAUGCCGAUGCCCGGAGUGGCGCCAGCGUAUCCGCGUAUGAAUCCCCGCGAUACCCUAACUCUAGUGUCAUGCGUCCCAACACGUACGAGAGUUCUGUCACGAUGAUGUCGCUGACUCCCGGUCUGCACAGCCAUCGGCGGAUGAACCCAAAUGCAUCUGUCUUUGGUUUUACACGCAACAGCCUUCACGCCGAGGAGCAUGAGGAUGGCAACACCUCGACUGUGGGUGGUGGUGCAGGCAACGGUGCAGCUACACCGAUCCAACGCGUCUCUGUUGAUAUCUCGGCGAUUAACAGUCUCCUCGAUCUCGUUUUGCUGGCUGUAGAGAAUGACCAAAUGCUGCCCAACAAUGUCUCCAAGGCGAAGAAUGCAAACAUGACCAUCAUUGCCAGUGCCAUGACCGAUGACCCGCAUGCCCGCCAGCUAAAAAUGAAGAAUGAAUUUGAGGAGCGGCAGCGGCAGAUGAAGCAGAGCUACACGCUGAGUCGCGUACAGACGUCAAACCUACUAGCGGUGAAGGAUCAGCAGAUUGAGUGCCUUAAAAGUUCCUCUGAGAUUCAAUUCCUGAGUGAAUACUGGAAGGAAAAGGCAGGUGUUCUUCGUCAAGAGCUUCGCCGUAUUCGAAACGCAGUGCAGGAGGAGUUGAAUAAUCUCAAACUCUUCGUACUGAAGACAAUGAGCAGCAUAGCCAACCAUGCACGUGUGGUAGACACUACGCUGCGCGACAACCACUCCCUCCACAACACACAGUCGACGCUGCGUGACAUUAUCUCCUCUGCCCGCACUUUGGUGGUGCCCAUGCUGACGACAGAGUACGCCCGCGGCUACCACCCGUGGCCGAUCAAGUUGCGCAACACGAUGGACCCCUUCGCCCACAUGGUGCAGGCACGCUACGGUGAGGGGCAACUUCUCGCCGUGCGGGAGGAGAUGAAUGCGCUGAGCGACAUUUACGUCGCCGUGCACCAGUACGUGAUGCGGAGUCAAGCCACGCCGCAGCUGAAGCGACCCAUGCCGGGAAGGACGCUGCAGCGGCUCUGUGCACUGCUCGCGCUCAACCGUGCCACGACCUCAGAUGUUUGGCUGCAGAUCCGGGAGAAGUACACGCAGGAGCGGGAGCUGCAGCGGAGGAUUGCCGAGCUGAACAUGUCGGUUGUCAUGCUGAUAUUCCGUCAGCGUAUUAUGACGGAGCGCUCCGCCGACGCGAUGCAGGAGGCUGGGAUGGACCCGCGCCUCAUUGGCCUGCCGGCACAGCGCACAAUCAACAUGAUCGCAGAGCAGCUACACAAAGUCGUCGCCGAGCGGGCCGUUCUUCGGAAGCAGCGGCAGGACAACGCUCGUGAUGUCUACCGGAUCUGGAAGAGCAAACAGAUUGACAUCUACGAGAACUACCCGCCGCCGACGGUGCCGCCACGGCUCGUGCUCGGUGAAUCCGAUGCGGUGCGUGAAGGCGCCGUGAUGAUGACGCAGUUUGGCAACGUCCGCAAGUCAAGCGAAUCACUGAGGCGGUCCAUAUCCUUGCAGGGCCGUGGAAACGCCUUCUGGGAGCGCAUGCUCUCAACCAGUGAUGAGGGGCGCAACCUCGUGGAGCUACACGAGUCGCCGCCCAAUACCACUUUAACGGUGUCUGAAACGUCAACAGACACCGUAGUCGGGCCAUGA
This is a messenger RNA of Trypanosoma grayi, 3351 nucleotides long. RefSeq lists its product as hypothetical. Bases 1 to 3351 code for a protein of 1116 amino acids. The transcript has a single exon. NCBI's taxonomy places the organism in Eukaryota, Euglenozoa, Kinetoplastea, Trypanosomatida, Trypanosomatidae. The record is from RefSeq and is a predicted model, not a curated record.